Messenger RNA from Ilex paraguariensis (yerba mate), 2310 nucleotides. The record is from the annotation of a GenBank genome assembly. NCBI's taxonomy places the organism in Eukaryota, Viridiplantae, Streptophyta, Magnoliopsida, Aquifoliales, Aquifoliaceae.
AUGGAUUUCUCUUCUUCCUUUAAGAAUCUUAAAUCUCAUGGUUCAUACAAACACUCAAGAAGGAUCUCAGCCGGUGGUGUCGUCGACGAUACACAUCGCGAACAACAACCAAUUCUCUCCGAUCACCACCGGGACAGCACAACUGACGAUCAUAAUCAGAUAAUAAUGAGAAGCACAAACUCUAACGAUCUCAACGACGACCGCCGGGAAGUUAUCGUGAAAAUAGACGGUGACGAUUACAUUAGCAGUAAUAACGUCAUGGAGGCUGAUCAUAAUAAGAUUUGGCACGAAACCACCUACGAUUUCUGGAAAGAUGAUGAGAGAAGUGGCAACAAUGGAAAUGGACGGGGACAGGGAUUUGAGUUUCAGCAAAAACGUAGUGACGUUGUGGACGACCCGCCGUCGAAGCUGAUUGGUCAGUUUUUGAAUAAACAGAUGGCGUCUGGGGGUGAGAUGUCGUUGGACAUGGAUUUGGAGAUGGACGAGCUACGUCAUGGUCAUCAAAACAACCACCACAAUUUUCCGCCUAUUUCCGAAACGGAAAAUAGCAACCAUAUUAAUGGUAAAGCUUCGAUUUCAAAAGAUUUAAGAGUUUCUUUCCAAGACCCCAAACUAAACGUGGUUGAUAUUGCGUCUGAACCUGUUGAAAAGAGGUAUAAAGACAAAGGUUCAUCCGAGGACGAUAAGGAUGAACACGUACAACAACAUCAUAACAGGAGGCGAUCGUCAAUUGUGCCCGCGGUUAAUGAUAAUAAUGGCAAUGGCGGUGGCGGUGGCGGUGAGGUGUUGAGGUGUACGUCGUUCCAGAAGAGAGCAAGUAUGAUGAGGAUGAAGACGAAAUCGAGGUUGAUAGACCCACCACAGCCGGAGAUGAGAUCACAGAGAGUUGGGAAGUCGGGUCCAAUGAGGUCUGGGAUGUUAGGUAGGGCUUCUGGGAUGUUGGGAAAGCUAGGUGACGAUGAAGAGGAUGACUCGUUAUUCGAUGAAGAUCUUCCUGAUGAGUUUAAGAAGGCAAAACUUAAUGCAUUGACUCUGGCUCAAUGGGUUAGUCUUGUUUUGAUUGUAACAGCUUUGAUUUGUACUCUUUCAAUUUCUAAGUGGAAGGAAAAAAAGCUACGGGGACUUGAACUCUGGAAAUGGGAUGUUUUGGUUCUUGUCCUGAUAUGUGGAAGAUUGGUGUCCGAAAAAGCAGUUCAGAACUGCAUUUGGUUGGGUUUGGUUUUGACUGCUUGGCAUUCUAUGUUUGAUAAGAAGGUUGAGGGUAGUAAUAAGUUCCUUUGGUUUGUGAAUAGACUUAUGGUUUGUAUGCUGGUGGCUACAUUGUUAUGGCUAGUGAAGACCCUCAUAAUUAAAGUCCUUGCAUCUUCCUUCCAUGUGAGCACUUUUUUUGAUCGAAUCCAGGAUUCAUUGUUCAAUCAAUACGUGAUUGAAACGUUAUCUGGUCCACCAUUGAUUGAAAUACACAACAAUGAGAAAGAAGAAGAGAGGACAAUGGCUGAGGUAUGGAAGCUUCAAAAUGCAGGGGCUACCGUGCCCCCUGACCUCAGGGCAUAUGCUUUCCCACCAACUAAGAGUGGGAGGGUGAUAGGGGGUGGAGGACCUCUGAGAGCACCAGUUGGAGGAGUGAGCCUUAAAGUUUCCGGCCCAAUUUCCAAAAAUCAGAAUGAGGGGAUUACAAUUGAUCACUUGCAUAGGAUGAAUCCUAAGAACAUCUCUGCCUGGAAUAUGAAGAGGCUGGUGAAAAUAGUUCGACAUGGUGUCAUAUCUACCCUGGAUGAGCAGAUACUAGAUACAACACAAGAAGAUGAGUCUACAACACAGAUUAGAAGUGAAUUUGAGGCAAAAGUGGCGGCUAGGAAGAUAUUCCAAAAUGUGGCAAGGCCUAGGUCCAAGUUCAUCUAUAUGCAAGAUUUGAUGCGUUUCUUGCGAGAAGAUGAGGCUUUGAAGACCAUGAGUGUCAUGGACGGAUCAUCUGAAAGCGAAAGAAUCAGCAAAUCAACCUUGAAGAAUUGGGUGGUCAAUGCUUUUAGAGAACGAAGAGCGCUUGCCUUGACACUUAAUGAUACAAAAACAGCAGUCAACAAACUUCAUCAUAUGGUGAAUGUACUGGUUGGCAUCACUAUUGUGGUUAUCUGCCUUGUAAUACUAGAAAUUGCAACAAGCAAAUUUCUACUCUUUGUAAGCUCUCAGAUCGUCGUGGUGGCAUUUAUAUUUGGCAACACAUGCAAGACAAUAUUUGAAGCUCUCAUAUUCUUGUUUGUGAUGCACCCAUACGAUGUGGGUGAUCGGUGUGAAAUUGACGGAGUUCAG